Molecule: messenger RNA, 156 nt
Organism: Radiomyces spectabilis
Lineage: Eukaryota; Fungi; Mucoromycota; Mucoromycetes; Mucorales; Radiomycetaceae
Exons: 1
Coding region: 1-156 (51 amino acids)
Source: RefSeq, a predicted model, not a curated record
AUGUUCCCAGAUGAUUUGGUCCAUAGGAUGGCCCCGUAUUCGCCUAUGUAUCAUCGUUUCAUUGAACAACUGAAAGCAGAUGGAUACGAAGUUAUUGGUUAUGCCAGGAAGUCCACUGGUCACGAAGAACUAAAUGCUCGGGUUAGACUCCUCUAA